AUGGAGAGGAAAAACAAGAUCAUGAAGCUUGGUUUUUUUGUGGCUUUUGCAGUUGCCGUGUUGUUAGUAAACUGCGUUCCAAUAAUUUUUUGUAUUAUCUUAAACUCAUUUAAUUUGCUUGUGUUGUCUUUCAUAAUUGGUCGAAAUUUCAAGGGCUAUAUUAGACUUCACAGAGAAAUAAACCGCCAAAAAAAUGAAAACUUAAUGGCAAAGAUUAGAAAUGGGUUUUCCAAGAAACCCUUUCAUUACACCCGUUCCAUCAGUUGUAUUGCAACCACAACAACUGAUUCAAGCAUUUCAGAGUACACAAAUUGUUCUUAUUCUCAAAAUAACCAGAAGAUGUCCGAUAAUAUUGUUGUGUCUUCACUUAAUAUGGAACUCAUGGAUUGCCCAAUAUGCUGUGAACCCUUUACAACUCCAAUUAUUCAGUGUGAAAAUGGGCAUGCAACAUGCAACGCAUGCUCGGAGAAGACUCAAAAGUGCCAUUCUUGCACCCUGCCUAUCAGAAGAAUGAGGAACCGGAUUCUUGAAGAUGUUGCUGACUCUUUGAGAGUUUGUUGCUCGUUCAAGAAUUAUGGAUGCCCAGCAACUGUUAGGUACCCCGAUAAGAUCAACCACGAAAAGUUAUGUUCUUUCAUAGAGUGCUCAUGCCCCAUUGAAGUUUGCAAUGUCAAGGGAACCUCUGAAAUGAUUUAUGCUCACUGUAAAGUGAUACAUAAAAAUUUUGUGAAGCCGUUUGUUUUUGGUCGUAAAUUCCCUGUUUCUGUCCGGCUGAAUGAUAAUUUCUUUAUUCUCCAAGAGGAAAACACAGACAUUGUGUUUGUUCUGAACAACACAAUGUGUUCUUAUGGGAAUAUUCUUACAAUCUGUUGUCUUGGACCGUUAGCAGCUGGAUGCUGCCCCUAUGAAAUUGAAGUGAAUGCCAACUCAAGUCACAAGUUUCACAGUACUACCCAGAACAUUCAAGGCACCGGCAAUUACUAUCGUUCUUUUUCAGGGUUCCUUCUUGAUAGUGACCACGAAUUUUUUGCUGACGGUAUGAUCAAGAUGGAGUUUUGUGUUUAUCGCGCACUGGAGCUUGCUUAA
Mercurialis annua (annual mercury) is the source of this 1086-nucleotide messenger RNA. RefSeq names its product putative E3 ubiquitin-protein ligase SINA-like 9. Bases 1 to 1086 code for a protein of 361 amino acids. Gene Ontology annotation, molecular function: zinc ion binding. The record is from RefSeq and is a predicted model, not a curated record. Lineage: Eukaryota; Viridiplantae; Streptophyta; Magnoliopsida; Malpighiales; Euphorbiaceae. The transcript is spliced from 5 exons.